This is a messenger RNA of Mucor mucedo, 1258 nucleotides long. RefSeq names its product mitochondrial pyruvate dehydrogenase kinase-like protein. The record is from RefSeq and is a predicted model, not a curated record. The transcript has 4 exons. The coding region runs from base 8 to 1213 and encodes 401 amino acids. Gene Ontology annotation, cellular component: mitochondrion. NCBI's taxonomy places the organism in Eukaryota, Fungi, Mucoromycota, Mucoromycetes, Mucorales, Mucoraceae. Gene Ontology annotation, molecular function: pyruvate dehydrogenase (acetyl-transferring) kinase activity. Gene Ontology annotation, biological process: regulation of glucose metabolic process; protein phosphorylation.
UCUUUAAAUGCUUCGUUUUAUUUCCAUUGCAAAUAAACAUCAGUUCAGACAAGUGCGCUCAAUAGCCUCGAAAGCCAUUGAAAGACCUCAUUCGCAUGCUUUUUAUGAUGACAAGAUCACCACUUUUGCAAGUAAAGCGGUGAAACCAGUGACGUUGAAACAACUAGUAAGGUUCGGACAACCCCCCUUGUCUACGGAAGGACUGCAAGCGUGUACGAACUAUGCACGUACCGAAUUACCCGUGCGUUUAGCUAGACGCGUAAGAGCCUUUCAAAGUUUACCUUUUAUCGUUGGUACCAAUCCUUACAUCAAAGAAAUUUAUAGUCUGUACUAUGAUUCAUUUGAAUCCCUUGUAAAAUAUGCCGGUCCAGAUACUCCCGGCGAUGAUUUAGAAUUCACCGAAAAACUGAAGGAUUUUGUGGAGCGUCAUAGUGAUAAUAUCCCUACACUCGCUCGAGGUUUUUUGGAAUGUAAACAGUACAUGAAUUCACAAGAUAUGGCAAGAUUUUUAGACGACAUGAUUCAGGCACGAAUAGGUAUUCGUCUGAUUGCAGAACAAGCAAUUGCCCUGAUGCAUCAAAAGGAUAAAAAGACGGGCGGAUAUAUUGGUAUCAUUGACACCCAAAUUGAGCCCAACCAAUUAAUUAAACAAUGUGCGGAUUUCGUGGGCGAAUUAUGUGAAUUUAAUUACGGCGAGAGUCCUCAAGUGAUUAUUGACGGUCAUAUCGAUACAAAAUUCACCUAUGUGCCUGUGCAUUUGGAAUAUAUUUUGACCGAACUCUUAAAGAAUUCGUAUCGUGCAACUGUGGAACAUCACAAGAAAAUGGGAAGAACAACCGCUUUGCCUCCCAUCCAAAUCACCAUUAGUCAGGGUCAGGAAGAUAUCUCCAUUCGCAUUCGAGAUCAAGGAAACGGUAUUAGUGAUGAGGAUCUUCAUAAAGUGUUUGAAUAUUCCUAUACAACCGUCUCCAAAGCUGCUGAAGAUGCUGAGAAUGAUCCUUCAAAUAUUUUUAGAGAUAUUACAGAAAUGGCCAUGCAAAGUGGUGUAGGUGGUCCUCUAGCAGGAUUAGGAUUUGGCUUACCGUUAGCAAGAAUGUAUGCACGUUAUUUCGGUGGAUCCCUUACCUUGGUUUCCAUGUGGGGUUUCGGAUGUGAUGUAUUCCUCAAAUUGAAACAUAUUGAUGAUUCUAUGGCUGAAGGUCUCGAGAUUUAAAAUAAUUUACAUACAACAACAAUAAAAAAAAAUAGCAUACAUAAA